GUGGAAGACAUCGCGACGCCGUGUAGUGGGGCUGUAAAGAUAUCAUGGCCAAGUCACAGCGAUAUAAAUGGCCUUGUGUCGUGUUAAUAUGAGAUAAGAAUCAAGAGUAACAACUACUCUACCUUAAUCCAAUCACUCAAACUCUCAGCCGCAAGAACAAUUAUUGCCAUGUCUCCACCUGAAGAACAUCAUGGCCUCAAGUCCAAAUGGCCCCAAGCCUUCGAUCUCGCCGGUUCCAACUCUCCCUGCCGAAUCGAAGGAGAAAUCAGUGAUCUCGUGGUACUCGGUGAGAUCCCAUCUGCUAUUGACGGAACCUUCUAUCGAGUCAUGUGUGAUCCUUUCGUCCCUCCUCAUCCCGACAACGUUCCUCUUGAUGGCGAUGGUCACGUCUCUGCUUUCAGGAUCCACAACGGUCGAGUUGAUAUGAAGAUCAAGUAUGUGGAGACAGAACGAUACAAGCUUGAAAGAAAAGCCGGGAAAGCUCUGUUUGGCCUCUACAGAAAUCCCUUUACGCAUCAUCCCUGCGUCAGAGCAGCCGUGGACUCAACUGCCAACACAAACAUGGUCUACUGGGCAAAUCGUCUACUCGCACUCAAAGAAUCUGCGCUUCCUUAUGAGAUGCACCCUGACACUCUCGAGACUCUCUGCUACGAUCCUUUUGGAGAUCAGAUCAAGGCAAAGGCUUUCACAGCUCAUCCGAAAAUUGACCCAUUUUCUGACGAACUCGUUGUAUAUGGGUACGAGGCCAAAGGUCUAGCGACCAGAGAUAUAGUCAUUUAUGCUCUCGACAAGAACGGCAUCAAACAUGAUGAGCAAUGGAUUGAAUCCCCCUGGUGCGCUCCCAUCCAUGAUUGCGUCAUAACACCCAAUUUCAUUGUUCUCAUACUUUGGCCUUUCGAAGCCAAUGUGGAGCGAAUGAAAGCAGGCAAGCAGCAUUGGGCUUGGGACUACAAUCUGCCAGCCACGUUCAUCGUAAUUCCUCGUCGGAAGACCUCCAAGAUUCCAUCCUCAUGGAAGCAGGGAGAGCACCGAGUCUAUCAUUGGAAGAAUUGUAUGAAUAUCCAUGCAGGUGGCGCUUGGGAGGAAGAUAACGCGAAGCUGUAUCUCGAGUCAUCGAGAGUCCAUGAUAACGCUUUUCCAUUCUUUCCACCUGAUGACGGAAGAAUGCCGGCUCCAGACGCCAAAGCUGACUUUGUCCGUUGGGAGAUUGACCUCAAUGCCCCAAGUGGAACCCAGAUGGUAGACCCAGAGAUUAUCCUCGACGUCCCAUCCGAGUUUCCACGAAUGGACGAGCGUUUCAUGACGAAGAGAAAUGAGUAUAUCUUCUUGAAUGUCUUUAUCCCCGAAACCUCCCAGGGCGGCACAAACAUCUUCCACGGACUCAAUGGAUUGGCUAUGCAUAGUCACAGCACUGGCGAAACUAAAUGGUUCUUUGCAGGCAAGGAUUCUCUCGUUCAGGAACCAAUCUUUAUACCCCGUACGCCUGAUGCGCCCGAGGGCGACGGAUGGAUUAUUGCUAUGCUGGAAAGACGUGUUGCUAAUCGGAGUGAGCUUGUCGUUCUCGAUACCAGAGAGUUUGAGAAACCUGUUGCUUUCAUACAGCUUCCUAUGCAUGUCAAGACUCAGGUACAUGGGAACUGGAUCGACAGCAGGACGCGCACAUCUACAGAGGAAAUUGUAAGGCAGAUUGGUCAAGUCAAGAUCAGUGGAAGAGGAGCUCUGGAGCCAUUGGCAUGAGUGCCCUGGCGAGAAAUCACUUUUAGUCAUCAUAUCCGUCCGUCCUUAGCUAUGGGAAUUAUGAGAUUGUAUCGUAUGAGAUGUAUUUGUUAUAACGAGUGUCUAGCCAUUUAGAAAUUUUCAGAUCUCAAGUUGUUGUUAAGAACAUA
This is a messenger RNA of Fusarium redolens, 1886 nucleotides long. RefSeq names its product carotenoid oxygenase. Bases 169 to 1737 code for a protein of 522 amino acids. Gene Ontology annotation, molecular function: carotenoid dioxygenase activity. Gene Ontology annotation, biological process: carotene catabolic process. Lineage: Eukaryota; Fungi; Ascomycota; Sordariomycetes; Hypocreales; Nectriaceae. The transcript has a single exon. The record is from RefSeq and is a predicted model, not a curated record.